Molecule: messenger RNA, 1294 nt
Organism: Camarhynchus parvulus
Lineage: Eukaryota; Metazoa; Chordata; Aves; Passeriformes; Thraupidae
Gene: FASLG
Product: Fas ligand
Exons: 5
Coding region: 1-858 (285 amino acids)
Biological process (GO): immune response; extrinsic apoptotic signaling pathway via death domain receptors; positive regulation of canonical NF-kappaB signal transduction
Cellular component (GO): membrane
Molecular function (GO): tumor necrosis factor receptor binding
Source: RefSeq, a predicted model, not a curated record
AUGCAGCCGCAGCAGGGCAGAGCCGCGGGGUUCGGCUGCGGCGGGGACGAGCCCGGCGGGCCGGUCCGGCCCGUGCCGCUGCCCCCCGUGCAGCAGAACCUCAACUACUGCCCGCACAUCUUCUGGGUGGAUGGCUGUGCCGAGCCAGCGGCUCCCUGUGCCCCCGCCGGCCCCACGGCUCCCUUCCCACCGCCCGUCCCCGACCGGAGCAGAAAACCACGGAACAAAGGAAGGGAACGCGGGGAAAGGAGCAGCGCCGGCUUCCUCGUGAUGUUCCUGCUGAUCCUGGUGGCCUUCACCGGAGUGGGGCUGAGCGUCUUUAAGAUUUUUCACCUGGAGAAGGAAGUGGAUGAACUCAGAGAGUCUGCCGGCGCUGAGCACAUCCCUCCGUCCUCUCAGAAACUCACAGGUGACAAAGAGGAAAAUUUAAGGAAGGAGGCCAGGAGGGCAGCCCAUGUCACAGGCAACCCAGCCCAGCAGGGGCUGCCUCUGGAGUGGGAGCCCAGCUCUGGCCAUGCCUACACCAGCGGCAUCCAGUACGAGGAGCGGGGGCUGCGGGUCAGCGAGCCGGGGCUGUACUUCGUGUACUCGCAGGUGCUGUUCCGCGGCACGGCCUGCGACGCCCAGCUGCUGGCACACGUGGUGUACAAGAGGAACCCGGCCUCCCCGGGCAGCCUGGUGCUCAUGGAGGACAGAGCCACCAACUUCUGCUCAGGCCAGAGGCUGUGGGCCCGCAGCAGCUACCUGGGGGCUCUCUUCAGGCUCAGGAGGAUGGACAGCCUGCACGUCAACGUCUCCAAAAUCGCCCUGGUCAGCUUCGAUGAAUCCAAGACUUUCUUUGGUUUGUUUAAGCUUUGAAGUGGAGCAUGGCUGGCAGCCCCUUCACACACACACACACACAUGGAUGUGUGAGGGCUGAGAGCCGCCUGGGCACCACCAAACCCACCAGAAGCCAUGUUUGAGCUUCAGCACGAGGGGACCCAAGCAAUGGGAAAGGCUUGAGAGCACCAGGGCUGUGCUGCAUCAGCCUGAACAGAAUUGCACGUGUUCUCCUUGCAAAAACCCAACAAACUCAGAACGUGGCGUGCUGCAGGCCCUGCUGGAACUCACUACUUGCUGCCUGAGAAGAUGGUGGGACCUGCUGCUCCCCGUGGUGGCACAGCCCUGCUGGGGACAGCUGGGGGUGUAAGGAGGUGUCUGGGUGGUGCCACCACACCACAGGGGUGUGGGGAUGAGCAGUGUGACCAGCUGCUCCCCCUGAGCCAUGGCUGGCACUGCCCAGCACUGGCACUGC